CUGCACUCUGUUAUGUACUUGGCUGUGCUCUCUGUCCCAAAGGUGUCUAUGUUCUGGUGGUAUUAGGUAUGAAUAGAUUGUCAAGUUCCUUGGGAUCUUCCUUGCUGAAAGGAAUGAUGGAAACUUGAUCUUUUUUUGAAGCUGCAUGGCAAAAGGCUAAUGGCAUGUGCCAACUUGUGGCUAGAAGGCAGUAAUUUGAGGACAGCAAAUACUCAUCUAUGUAAUACCUGUAUAUAUGAUACAGAAAUAGUAUUAUUCAUGCACAGUACGUGCAUUUAUGUAUAGCUACCGAACUAAUCUCGUGUAGACAGCUCCAGCAACAUAUCAGAGUAGACUUCCAGGGUCCCUCAGGUUCAGGAUUCUGCCUGUGAAGGGGUCAAUGCCAGAUGUUUCUUUUGAGUUAAUAAGUCUUGGUCCACGAUCAAAACCAAGUCAGUGCUCCCUAAGAGAGGUCCCCAGACUAUUAAAAAGUGUACGUGCUGUCUGCCCAUCUACACGUGUGAUCUCAGAGCACUGAGCACUUCCAGUCCCUUCUGUAAUGAGACAAUUCCUGUUUACACUCCUGCUGAAGACCCCUGGAUUACACAAUAAGAGCGUUUGACCACAGGGAUGAAUUAUAUACAUCAUUUGGGGGAAAAGAAAAACCAGUCUGCUUAGAAGAGAUUUUGUUUUUAAGGUUUGCCAUCCCUAAGAGUUUUGGGAAGUGACUUAGUGCAUACUGAGCAGUGAGUGAAAGCAAUCAGUAAAACUGUGUUAUUGUCAUUAUGACUCUGGGAGGUGUCUUUUAGUAGCAAAAACCAAAAAGGGAGACCAUGGCCAAAGCAGUUUUACUGAAAAAACCUGAAUACUCUAAGCAUUUAUGAUACUCCCAACAAUAAUUCCCAGCAAGACAUGAUGGCUUAACCAUCACAUCAGUUUGCAUCUCUCUUGGUCAAAACAGCCUUCAGUCUUUUCCUUUUUUCCAGUGCAAUUCAGUUAAUUAUUCCCAGUUCCCUCAACAAGUCUGAGCUCCCACUGGCUCCUGGAGCAAUAGUAGCUCAUUGUUGCAAAUGAGCUUAAUCCAAUAUUAGAAGUCUUUAUUGUCCCUAAUAGAAAAUGGCAUGAAUAGUAAAGGAAAAAAUGUGAGAUGUUUCCUGUAAGGUUUUAACAACUCUCCUGGGUGUAUGAUUACAACAUAUGCUGGGGAAUAGUUUUGAGCAGGGUGGCGGUGGGGAGAAGGAGCUCUGGCAGCGUUUUACACCCCCAUCUGUAAGCCUCAUUACAGCGAGCAGCUUGAGAGGAAGGGAAGGAUGGGAGACAGCUCUUCUUGAUCUGAACAUGCCACUGCUUUUCAGCCCCUUGGGCUUCUGAUUUGUCAUAGUUUGUCUUUGGGGGGCUUAAAUGAGAGGUAAAGCAAAACUGAAUGAGGGCCAAUACGGAAUUUGUGGGCCCUUCGAUUGGCCUCCUGUCAUCAGUGUUGGAAAAAGCGUUUUAGUUCCAGGUGUCUUAGUUCUCUUCAGACAGGAUUAUGUUGACACAACGUCUCAGGCAUUUUGGAAGGGGUAGGAUUAUCAGUGUGGGACCCAGGAGUGCAGAACAUGUCAGUGCUGCGACCUUUCUAGAGACAACAAAUUAGAUUAUCAAAACUCAGCAAGCCACUGGGAAGUUCUGGACUGUAUUUUAAAUAAGGACAACGUUCAGGGUGAUCUUGUAGCCCUGUCUUUGGAUAGACCUAUAUUGUGGCUUUGUCACCAGUCCUGUCACUGGCCCCAUCUCUUGCUGGUAGGGUAGACUCCCUGGAUGGAGCUACUGGUAACCAAGUAAUCUAGUAGUAGUAGUAGUCGUCUAGGUUGACCUCAUUCAUGCUUCCUGCUGCUCCCCAAGUAUGACAUCUGUGAUGAAACUGAACUGUGGUGUUCUUACUGUGCACUCAGACGCUUUUUAUUUGUUGCAGGGCUACAGUUGUUUGACGUUUUCUUCUCUUGUAAAAGUACAGCUUUUCCUCCUGCUGCUCCCCAGAGUUCCGACAUCAUCGUGUGUGAUUCUCUCAGCCAGUGUGGGCAGAAUAUGUCACUUCCAGGAGGACCAGCCACUUACAGUGGUGUACUAGGAUUUUGAUUGUCUCACCUUUCUAUAGGGACAUCUGUUUCUCCAUACAAAGCAAAUCUGAUGUCAGUUGUUUCCAAGGUGACCUCACAAGUGACCCUUGUCCAUUCUUCAUUCCAUGUACCGAUGGCCUUCCUUGCUUGCCAUUUAGCGGGGUCCUGGACUGAGCAGCCUACAAAGGCCGAAUGCCUCUCUCACCUCUCGACAAGAGCAUCUUCAAACAUAAGCUGGACAGACAUCAACUGUCACUGUUUCAGAUGCAAGACUUGGUCUCUCUGGGAUGGGUGAUGGGGCGUUUUUCAUUCACUCCCCAUUUGUUGCUGUAAAAUAGAAAUUGUAAAUAAUAUUUCCCAGAACAUCAUUGGAAAACCCAGUAUAUUUUAUCUUUAAUAAUCAGUUGCCAUGGGUUUGAUUUGUCCAGAAGGACACAGAAAUGCUAAAUCCUGGGAAACUCAGUUGUUCUGAGUUGUAGUUAGACCACUUUUGCUUACCAAACUUAUCAAACCCUCCAACCUGAUUUACCCGUGGGUUGACAGCAAAAAGUCACUUGCUGUGUGUAACAUGAGGUAGCACGUGCAUCAGACAAGCAGGAUCAUACAAAUGCCACCUAGAUAACACAUGCAAAUUAAUUUUAUUUUCAGUAUAAAUUUGCUUGGUGCAAGAAAAUGUAAAAUCUCUCUGCUGCAGCAUUCCUGUAACAUAAAAGUAGUAAUAUUUAUUUGCUUACUUUAGUGAACAUGCGUGCUCACCAGUGCCUGCAAGACUGCACCCAGUUACCUUCGAGAAUGGUGCACAGCCACAGGGAUGGGAAGUUUUCUCCUGAACAUGGGAGGUCUGAGGUCAAAAUGAGAAAAAAAUCUUUAUGUAAAUAUCCAAGGAUCCUGCUGCUAUAACACUUGAAAGACUGAGCUACUGUUUCCUGGGGCUUUCCUGUCUGUGUCCCCAAGGGUGUUGUGUGAUCAACAGACUGACAGAUUUCAAACUCAAGCAGUGAAAAUGUGUGACCAAGAAUUUCACUGGUCUUCAAACUAACCUUUUUUACAGGUCACGGUUUAACUUGCAAUUUCCUUGAUGUAGUAGCUUUAAGAUUUUCUUUGGGCAGAUUUUCUUUGGCUGCUCUAGAUGGAUUUCUCAAUCCACUCUGUGUCUUCUGAUGGAAAGUGCUGGAUUGAGACUGACUGAUGGAAAAUGCUGGAUUGAGACUCAUUCCUUUGCAGACAAGAAACCGCGAAGUCUACCUUCCUUUCAUGCCGUCACUUCUGCACCGCAUCCUCCCUUUCGACAAGCCUGGGUGGGGGGGCAAUAAGAACAUCAGCCUCUAAGGGCUAGUACCUUUGCCCAAUCCCUCUCCAAAAUAGGAUGUGAUAGCUCCUCUUUGGAGUUGGAAGACGAUUCAAUAAUUCUACCCCAAGUGUGAGUGGUGAAACUGUCUUUUGGGAGUUUAAAGAGCCUUUUCUGAAAUCCUAGUGAAAUCCAGAUGUCUCAUAGCGUUUGUGAUCUUGUGAGCAGUUUUAGAAGGAAAAUCUGUGAGGGAUAGGGCUGUGAAUCAUCCGUCUAUCCUGUGUCCAUGAAGAUGAAAUAAAAACCCCAAUCCAAAAAGAAUCCAUUUAAUUCUGGAAUUUUCUGACCUAUUUUGGUGCAAGCUGGUCUAAAAAAAAAUUAAAUUACUCUCCUGAUGAGUUUCUCAUAUUGUUUACUUUUGUAACGUUCUCUGUGGACUGGCAGCCAGAAAUGACGUCCACCCCUCGUCCAGCAUCAGAGAAUAAGAACUUCAGAGGAAGGAAUGCAACUUCAUAAAUAGCAAACCACAGACACUAAUGGGGAGCAGAGGCAAACCGGCAGGUUAAAAAUUCGUUGCAAGAGAAGCCCAUACAUCCACACUGCCUGGAGAUUCAAAGAUGAUUUCAGCUCUAGCCUUUGUUUUUCUCCUCUGCCUCUCUUGUCCUUUUUCAUCAUGUCAGCAGAGAAGAGCAGGAGGUGAAGUUGGGCCAGAAAUGCUGGAAGAGAUGAGAGAAACUAACCGUGUGCUAAUGGAAGUUCGAGACUUGUUGAAACAGCAGAUUAAGGAGAUAACAUUCCUGAAGAAUACAGUCAUGGAGUGCGAUGCCUGUGGCAUGCACACCGAGGCGACAGGCCCUGUCAUCACCGUGACACAGUUCAACAGAUGCCUCCCAAACUCCUGCUUCCCUGGAGUGGCCUGCACUGAGACCGGCACUGGCUUCCGCUGUGGACCCUGUCCCCCAGGAUAUUCAGGCAAUGGGUCCCACUGCACAGAUAUCAAUGAGUGCAACGCAAACCCCUGCUUCCCGAAGGUCCAGUGCAUUAACACCUCCCCUGGCUUCCGCUGUGAUCCCUGCCCUCCCGGCUUCACUGGACAAAUGGUCGAAGGAGUUGGACUGGCUUAUGCCAGGGCCAACAAACAGGUUUGUACUGACAUCAAUGAAUGUGAGACGGGUGCUGCCAGAAAUUGUGUCCCAAACUCCAUCUGCAUCAAUACACGGGGAUCCUACAAGUGCGGGGCUUGUAAACCUGGCUUUGUUGGGGAUCAAGUCACCGGCUGCAGGAGCCAGACAGUGAGACGAUGCCCUAAUGGUGAAAUUAGUCCAUGCCAUGAGAAAGCACAGUGCAUCGUGGAGCGCGACGGGUCCCUCUCCUGCGUGUGCCUCGUGGGGUGGGCAGGGAACGGCUAUGUCUGCGGGAAGGAUACGGACAUUGAUGGAGUCCCUGAUGAGAAGCAACGCUGCUCUGACAAAAAAUGCCGCAAGGAUAACUGCGUGACUGUCCCCAACUCUGGCCAGGAGGAUGCAGACAGGGAUGGAAUUGGAGACGCCUGUGACGAUGACGCUGACGGAGAUGGGAUUUUAAAUGCUGAGGACAACUGCGUGUACACGCGCAACGCAGACCAGCGCAAUGUAGACAAGGACAACUUUGGUGAUGCCUGUGACAACUGUCGCCAAGUGAAGAACAACGAUCAGCGGGACAUUGAUGGCGAUGGGAAGGGCGACGAGUGUGAUGAUGACAUGGAUGGAGAUGGGAUCAAAAAUCCCAUGGACAACUGUAUACGAGUUCCUAACCCUGAUCAAAAAGACGGUGAUGGUGAUGGAGUAGGAGAUGUGUGUGACAGCUGCCCAACACUCAGUAACCCAGACCAGAAAGAUACCGAUCACGAUCUAGUGGGAGAUGUCUGUGACACCAACCAGGACAGUGAUGGGGAUGGCCACCAAGAUUCACGGGACAACUGCCCAUCAGUGCCCAACAGCUCCCAGGUGGACACAGACAACGACGGGCUGGGAGAUGAAUGUGAUGAUGAUGACGAUGAUGAUGGGAUUCCAGAUGAGAAACCUCCAGGCCCCGACAACUGUCGGCUUGUCCCUAACCCUGGCCAAGAAGACUCUGACGGUGAUGGUGUGGGAAACCUUUGUGAAGACGACUUUGACAGAGACAUGGUGAUCGACAGAAUCGACGUGUGCCCAGAGAACGCAGAAGUGACACUGACAGACUUCAGGGCUUUCCAGACAGUUGUGUUGGACCCCGAGGGUGACGCACAGAUCGAUCCCAACUGGAUUGUCCUCAACCAGGGCAUGGAAAUUGUCCAGACCAUGAACAGCGACCCUGGCCUGGCUGUAGGUUACACGGCGUUCAACGGAGUGGACUUUGAGGGCACGUUCCAUGUCAACACUGCCACAGAUGACGAUUAUGCUGGCUUCAUAUUUGGCUACCAGGACAGUUCCAGCUUUUACGUGGUCAUGUGGAAGCAGAUGGAGCAGACCUACUGGCAGGCAAACCCCUUCCGAGCAGUGGCAGAACCUGGAAUUCAGCUGAAGGCAGUGAAGUCUAAAACAGGCCCGGGUGAGUAUCUUCGCAACUCUCUCUGGCACACCGGAGACACCACAGACCAGGUCAAGCUGCUGUGGAAAGACCCUCGCAAUUCUGGCUGGAAGGACAAGACCUCUUACCGCUGGUUCCUGCAGCACCGGCCCCAGGUGGGAUACAUCAGAGCUCGCUUCUAUGAAGGCCCUGAAGUCGUGGCAGACACUGGAGUUGUCCUUGAUACAACCAUGCGGGGAGGGCGCCUGGGAGUCUUCUGCUUCUCCCAGGAGAACAUUAUUUGGUCAAACCUGCGCUAUCGCUGCAACGACACCAUUCCUGAAGACUACGAAACGUUUCGAGUUCAACAGGACUAACCUCCGAUUUAAACGUCUGGCCAGCAAAACUUGCUUUUAAAAAAAAAAACCAAACCCCCGACGUGCUCAGCUGCCCGGCUCUUGCCCCUGGUUGUGCUGCGUAAAGAACUGUGAGCGAGGCACCACCGCGCGCGGCGCAGCACCAGGCCUCCGCGCAUUACCUGGCAUCUUCUCUACAACGGCAACUUCCCUUAAAUGCUACGAAAACCUAUCGGAACGGCAGAGGUGUAGACAGCAAGCGUGAACAGAAGCCCGAGCUGCUGCGGACACUUCGUUCUCUGCGCUACCUGGUAGAAGAUGUGCUGAGAAGUGGCCUGCAGUAGCUGGAAUUGUUUGAGUAAGUUUAGCACGGACCAUUCCCAGGAAUCUUUCCCCUACGCCAAGGCUCUCAAGCGUGAGCGUUCUCCUUUUCAAGACCAACUGCAAAGCAAGCCCAGCACUCGUCUGAAAAGGACACGGAGAGCAGGCUCUGUACAAGUUGCUCACAAAACAUUAAAAAAAAAAAAGCACUUUAAGGAGAGUGUCUUUGUUCUGGAAUGUUGGAUAAUAAAUACU
This is a messenger RNA of Egretta garzetta (little egret), 6824 nucleotides long. RefSeq names its product cartilage oligomeric matrix protein (gene COMP). The transcript is spliced from 21 exons. The record is from RefSeq and is a predicted model, not a curated record. The coding region runs from base 3984 to 6269 and encodes 761 amino acids. Gene Ontology annotation, cellular component: extracellular region. Gene Ontology annotation, biological process: cell adhesion. Gene Ontology annotation, molecular function: calcium ion binding. Lineage: Eukaryota; Metazoa; Chordata; Aves; Pelecaniformes; Ardeidae.